Athalia rosae (coleseed sawfly) is the source of this 1845-nucleotide messenger RNA. RefSeq lists its product as uncharacterized. The record is from RefSeq and is a predicted model, not a curated record. The coding region runs from base 1 to 1845 and encodes 614 amino acids. NCBI's taxonomy places the organism in Eukaryota, Metazoa, Arthropoda, Insecta, Hymenoptera, Athaliidae. The transcript is spliced from 3 exons.
AUGAAAACAUCAGUUUUUUUCCCGGCGGCGAGUUUAUUUCCCUGCUGCCAGAGUUUUUUGCCCGCUGAAAAAUUAUUGCGCAUCCACCGGUUGAAUGGGUUUCAAGGAGUCACUUCUUCAGCACGAAGUCUACUACGUACCCCACGCAUCACUCACACGAAGAAAACUACUUUUGGAUAUUAUUUUCAUUACGGACUUGGAACGGCAUUACGGGAUCAGCUUAGAAUAACAAAGAUGCCCAUGGACGCUGGAUAUACUAUUCAGAUAAAUAUUAAUAUUGAUGGCCUCCCUAUUGCAAAAAGCUCCAAGAGCCAGCUUUGGCCUAUUUUAGGUCAAAUUCAUCAUCCGCAAUUUCCACAUCUUUUUGUCAUUGGUGCGUUUCAUGGGCACUCAAAACCGAGUUGUCCAUUCGAGGUUUUGGAGGAAUUCAUUAAUGAGUUCAACACACUCACACGUGAGGGCUUUGAAUUUUCUGGCACUCGGUACACUAUUGCUAUUAGAGCGGUAAUAUGCGAUAGUCCUGCUAGAGCAUUUAUAACUUGUGCAAAGGGGCAUACAGGAUACUUUGGUUGCAGUAAAUGUCUCCAAGAGGGUGAAUACCGGCAACAUAAAAUGCUGUUUCUUGAUGAAAAUCAUCCACUGCGUACCGAUAGUGGAUUUAAAAAUCGUGUCAACGAAGAACACCACACCGGUAUAUCUCCAUUCGAACAUAUUUCUCUUCUCAUGGUUUCAACCUUUCCAUUAGACUACAUGCACCUGGUUUGCCUGGGAGUGGUUAAAAAGAUGAUAAGCUUAUGGUUGAAAGGUUACCAAACAACAAAGCUCGAUGCACGUAAUAUCAAGAAACUUUCUGAAGAUUUGAUUUCGAUGGUCCAGUGGAUCCCAGUAGAAUUUUGUAGGAAACCUAGAGGUCUUGACGAAUUCGAUCGCUGGAAGGCAACAGAGUUUUGUUUAUUUUUGUUAUACCUGUCACCUGUUAUAUUACAUGAAUAUCUACCGAGACUGAAUGUGCAGCAUAUCUGUUCAUUACAGUGCGCAAUCUUCAUAUUAUGCCAUCCAACAGACUGCAUGUAUAACAAUGAUGAUGCCAAAGAACUGCUGACAUAUUUUGUGCAAACAAUGAAACUCCUUUAUGGUGAAGAGACAAUCAUUUACAAUGUUCACAACUUGGUGCACCUGCCCGAGGAUGUUAAAUUGUAUGGGCCAUUGGACAGUUUUAGCGCCUUCCCAUUCGAAAACCAUAUGCAAGUCAUCAAAAAGUCAUUGCGGAAAGGUUCAAAGCCUCUAGCUCAACUGCACAAUCGCAUAAUCGAAAGAAAUUCUGGAGUCGUUCUCCACAACUCACAAAUAAAGUCAGGAGAACCAGUGAUUAUACGUCACAGGGGUAGAAAGUUACCUUCAGGAAGCACAUGUUCUAACGUAACCAUACAAUUCAGAAAUUUCGAACUGUCAUCUAUGAAGAAGGCGGAUAAGUGCUGUUAUUUAGAAGAUGGACGAAUUAUGCGCAUCAAGGAUAUAGGUAUCGAUGGAGAGAAAAAUUGUACCGGUCAAAUAUUGUUGAAUACCGAACGGCUGCAGAUUUAUCCAUGUGAUUCGCGUAGUGUUGGAAUUCACGUUGGAAACCAAUGGUCGAAUAUCCAAACAUUCAACAUAAACGAGAUUAGCACAAAAGCCAUUGGACUUCCAUACCGGGGGAAAUUCUGCUUCUACCCACUAUUACACACCAGAAAUACUCAAGGUAUUGAAUUGAUCUCUCAACCUGCUACGAUUGGAUUGUUUUCAAAAAUUGGUAUUCUACAGAGUAAUGCUUUUUUCGGAAUUUCAAGUGCUUUACUAAAAUCUUAA